Vitrella brassicaformis is the source of this 2016-nucleotide messenger RNA. The record is from the annotation of a GenBank genome assembly. Lineage: Eukaryota; Vitrellaceae.
CUUUUUUGAACGCUGGAACGCACGGUGGGGCGGGUGGGAAGACGGCAGAGACGAUGUGGCCUGCCGUUUGUUUGUGCGGGCUGCUGGCACCGCUUGUGGAGUCGAGAUCUUUCACUCGAACACCGUCAGCAUUCGUCCCCCUCUCCCCUCCCUCUCGCCCCGCCUCACCACCACCAGCCUCCCCCCUUGCCCCCCUCUACCCCUCCCCGUCUGCAUCUCCCUCUGCAUCUGCACGCCCGCCACGGCACCCCACCGGCGUCGAAGGCAGGAGCACUCUGCGGAUGGGCAUGCCGACGGUGACGAUUCCGCGUACGAUGCGUCCUCCGAAGGUGCCGCGUGACUACGAGAGGCUGCUGGAGAGCCGCAGCCCCGAGGACAUCAACUACAACACGCGUCUGAGGGACCGUGACGACGUGGACAUAUACCAGAUCGACCACCUCUACGGCCGCAUCACCGACAAGGACGUGCUGCUCAAGAACAUGGAGUAUCUCAUGUUCCAGGACGACUUCCGCUCCGUCUACCGGCUGCUCAGAGACAACCCAGACGUCUUCACCAAGGAGGAGGCCUCGCGCAUUCUACACAACUGCGUCAGGCUCAUCCCCGUCUACCCCGUGCGGGCAGACAGCGGGCUGCUGGACAAGCGGGCGGCUUUUGAAUUCGCCAAGCGCUUCAGUGCCGUCUGGGACGGUCUCUGGGAACACGGCGCUCUGAAGCCAAGGCACCUUGCCAAGAACAGAUGGAAGAUGAAGAGAAAGGUCAGUCAGCCCGAGGGAGGGAGGCAGGGAGGGAGGCACGAGCUUAGCCAUGGGUGGAUGCGUCAUUGUGUGUGUUCCUUGGUUGGUGGCUUCGUUGUUCGCUGGUUGGUUGGUUGGUUUGUUUGUUCAGCAAAAGCUCGAUGAAGUGUCGCCUUACCUGUCUGAGCCGCGUCGCCCUGACCCCGCCAUCCGCGACAAGGCCAACAAGGACUUCACCGACGCACUUGCCGCCAAGGACGUCGAGAAGGCUUGCCUCGCACUCAGGAAAUACACGAGGUCAGCCACAAGACAGAGUCAGAGAAAGAGUUUCGCACGAGCAUAUAUGGGUGAGGUGACAUGUGCGGUGUGCCGCGGUGUGGUGUGGUGUGGUGUGGUGCGGUGUGUCAUGUCAGGUAUAUCGCGAUGGAUGCCGAGAAGCUGAACCGUUACUUGAAUCUGUUCCAAGACAUCCACAGCGGUGAGGAGCGUGACGAGAAGAGGGAGGCGUACCUGCGGAAGGUCUGGUGGACCACCACACGCAAGAGCAAGGUCCUCAUCAAACUCAUGGAGCCAUUCGGCGAGGAGGGCGCCGAGGAGGCCAGGGAAGACUUCGACAAACAAAUGGACAUCUGGAAGUGAGAGAUUAACCAAUCCACACACCCACACAAACACCCCCAUCACCACCUCUCUGUGCUUGUCGAUUCGAUCAGGGCUGAACAGUGGCAGAAGAACGUCGACAAGUGGCUGGAGAAGGGCAUCGACGUGCGCAAGUUCAACCGCGACUUCAGCAAUGCGGUGCCGAUGGACGCCGUGCCGGUGGUGGACGACCCCUACACAUUCGACCUCGACGCAUACUGGGAGCAGCUCGAGAGGGAGGGACGCCUGCCAAAGGUCAACCUGGACCACGAGGUCGUCGGCGAGGUGGCAGACGAUGCCGCAAUAGCUGAGGAAGAGGUCAGCCACAGCUCAGCUGCUUGUGGGUCUUCAUCGAUUGCCUCUGAGGUCCGUGCGUGUGCAUGUGUCUGUUGCAGGCCGCCAUCGAAGAGGGAGAUGCGAGUGGGGCCACUGAAGCCAGCUGAGCUUGAGUGUGUAGAGCCGCAGAGCACGACACAGGCGGGCGGCGCGUGGGUCUGCCUCCUUUCUGUCCCUUUGAGCAAGUGACGGCGCGUGUGCGCGUGUGUUGGUCUCAAUGAGACGGCGGGCAGAGACAUUCGCGUGUCUGCCUGCCCGUGUGUGGUUUGAGAACGAAGAGUCCGUUCAUGGGCUGGCUUAGCUUUGUGAC